AUGAUCCGGUUCUUGGGUCGCUGCAGGGUCGUGACCCCGCUGCCCGCACUCCCCACCCCCACCCCCCCGCGGCAGUUGGCUGGACGCGCGGCCUGUGGCGGCGGCGGCGGCAGCAGCGGCGGCUCCCAGGUCUCCGGGGAAGGCGGCUCCAUGCGGCCCGGGCCCGCGCUCCUCUUCCUGGGCCUGGGCCUGAGCCUGGGCCUGGGCCUGGGCCUGCACCUGGGCCUCGGCCUGGGCCUGCACCUGGACCGCGGCGGCCUCCCGCAGCCUCCGGCCCCUCCCCGGGCCCCGGCCGCCGUCUUGCUCCCCGGGCGGCACGGAGCCGGGACCCGCGGCCCUGCGCAGGGAGACGCGGCCGCGCUGCGCACCUGGAGGGGCGCCCUGGGCCCCGGGGAGCCGACCGGCAGCGCCCGCCUCCGCCUGCGGCCCCGCGGGGCCUGGCCUGGCACCGGCCGCUGCUGCCUGCCCCGCAGCCCCGCGCGCCGCCUGUGCGUCCAGGUGCGCGCCCUGCUGCGCGCCCACCUGGCCUCGGCACCCGCGCGGGUGCACCUGCAGCCGUGCACCUUUGGGCCGCAGCUGGGCUGGGCCUCGGCCCCGAGGCGCCUCCGCCGAGCGGCCCCCGAGCCGGCCACCGACGGCCCGCGUCCCUACCCCAGCCUCGUGGCCAAGACCAGGUGCCCCACGGACGGGCCCACCACGCCUGUUGCUCUAGAAGCUGUCAACUUGGCCGGGCCCGCAGCCGGCGAGUCUUCGGUGCCCUGCAAGUUACUGGCACAGGAGCCCUGCAUUGUCCCCGAGGUAAAGAUCACUAGGAACCAAGAAGGUGUUCCUAUGCUGGUGAAGAGGAACAAAGAGGGCAUCCUCAACGUCACUUUUAAGUACUACUGCCCGGCCACCUCAUAUAUUCUUCCACAGUGGCAAGUCUUUUCCGUUUCCUCCGCAUCUGAGGUACCAGACUGGAGUAACCCUUUGGAUGUACCAGAGCUGCAAUCGGGGAUAAAUCCCGUAUAUCUGUAUAUCCCCCCAAAGUCUUUAGCUUGGGGGAUGUAUGUGUUUAAUUUCUCACUGAUCUUUUACGUAGAGAGAAACAGAACAAUUGCGGCAGUGGGCUCGGAUAUCAUCUAUGUUAACAUCACCAAAAGUGACCUACAGGCAGUCAUUGCUGAGAAUCCCAACAUAACGAUUAACUUCACAGACACGCUUCUUCUGAAUGGAUCAGGUUCCUCUGACCCCGACUCUGACAAUCCUUUAGAGGGACUCAUUUUCUCUUGGUACUGUACCACAGAGCCAAAACAGUACCGGGGAGAUAAAAUCACAGUGAUGAGCAACAAAGUCUGUUUCCCACAUUAUACUAAUCUGAGGUGGCCAAGGGCCUCUGGCCCUGUCUUAACAAUUCCACCAGGAACACUUAAAGGUGGAGGUGUCUAUUUUUUCAGACUGGUGAUCCGAAAGGGUGGUAGGAAAGGCUUUGUCGACAGAACGGUACACGUGCUCAAAGGACCUGCACCUGUAGCCAGCAUUUCAUGCAUUGAAAAUUGUGAUGCGGUUUUGGUUAUUUCGGAUAGAUUUUCUUUGUUUCUAAAUUGUACGAAUUGUUCAUCAAGUCUUGAUCUCUAUGAAUGGUCACUUCUGUCGUCUAACGGUAGUCAGGUACCAUUUGAUUGGGUGAGACACACCACAACAGGGAAGACUAGUGCUUAUUUGACUCUUAAAGCUUUUGUUUUUAGGAAUUUUUCUGAAGCUCAGUUUUGGAUUUCUGGGCAUAUAGCAAGUUGGAGUGGGCAUGACUUGCAUUUCAGGCACUCCUUUAUUAUUAACCGUGUCCCUCAAAUUGGACACUGCACCAUUGAUCCACCUAAAGGAGUUUCAUUUAUUACCAAGUUUGUCAUCCAAUGUCAGAAUUUUAAGGACAAUAACAUCCCUCUUACAUACAAAAUAAUUGUUUCUGAUUUGCAUGGGUUUGGUCAGAUCAGUUCUGUAAAAGAGAACAGUUUGGGGGCCAUCCUGUAUUUGGGGAAUCAGUCCACAGCACCCCCUUCCUUUCUCCCUGUUGGCAUGUUGGCGAAUCAUUAUGCCAUGAAGAUAUACGUUCAGGUGUAUGACUCUCUAGGAGCUUUUUCUCAGGUGACUUUGUACUCCACUGUACACUCUCCAACGGACGAAUUUUCAGCAAAGGAUGUGCUCGACCAGUUAUUCAAUUUCACCAUGGGAACGAAUUCAUCACUAUCUGCUUUGCUUCGAAACAGGGAAUUUUUACCUGCAGGUUAUUUAAUAUUUAUCGCAGCUUCUGUCUUGAACAGCUUAAAACCUGAAUUGACUUUGCAAGCUGACAAAGCCAGACUCCAAGAAUACCUUGUCAACCAGACUUUCGUUCUUCCCAAUAGCACUUUGGUGGAAAUUAGCCAAGUGGUCAUGAGCAUUGCUAAAUUAACUCAGACCACCUCUGGAUGCACCCUAAUGACUCAGAAGCUUGCCACGGUGAGGAUCUGGCAAGCAAACCAAGCCCUACAACAGUCUCGACAGAGGGAUGCACACCGCCACUCUGAGCAAAUAGAGAUCAUGAGCACUGGGAUAUUAACAACCUUGUCUAACAUCAUUAAAAUGAUUGUUAACUAUGAAGUGGUUGACGAGCCUUUCUACGAGAUGGAACUCCUAGCAGACACAAUACUGGACAGCAAAGUGCCGGGGAAUGAGACCACUGCGCUGACGGCUUCCAGCUUAAACAUGUACCUCAGAAAGACCGAGAAGUGGGAUGUCACCAAUGCCUUCGGCAAUAAGCUAACCAGUCGAAAUUACUUUAACCCGACGCUCAACGUGAGCAGUGUUCCUAGUCUGCCUGCAAAUGCCCCAAUUUCCAUCAUGUUUUGUGAGUUUGUAGACGAUCCCUUUCCUUGGCUGAAGUAUCAGGAAAACUACUCUGUGGAGGUGGUUGGAUUCAGAAUGACAGGAACCACACCAAGUGGCAGUGUGACAGAGAUCGUGCCUGACAUAGCGGAAGUGUACAUCACCAGAAAAAACUUGAGCUUUGCGGCUUUUAAUCUCACCAUGGGCCCCAGCAAUGAGCCUGGUAAAGUCGAGGAGUCCUUGAAAAGGACAACAGGGGAGUUUAGCUUUGAGGUGGACAGCAGUGUAGUCAAGGAGGUGCUGGUUCACAUUGUGACGGAAGUGACCGUGAUUUUCACCGUACUGGUAUAUGCCGGCAGUCAAAUCACCCCCAGUGCUCUGGUCGCCACCUUCUUCGUGCCCUAUGACAUCCCUCCUGUGGCCAACCAAAGUGACCUGUUUGACUCAGCCUGUACGGUUAAGGAGGCCCGCGUGGUUUGCAUUCCACCGUCCCUGCUGCAAGUCAUAGCUCAGCGAAGCGGCUCGACCGAGUGUGCCAUGAUCAUAGUUCUGCAGGCGCCUCGUUUCGUCAUGGUACCCAGUGUAAAGCUGGUGAGAAUUGCUCUCUUCGGUGCUUACUGCUUAGACAUGUAUGGGAUCCAGAGUGAUUGGAGAGAAGAUACCUGUGUUCUCGGAGAGAAGACCACCUGGCGCCGAGUGCACUGCAUCUGCAAACACUCAGGGAGGGCCCGGCGGCAGCUGGACGCAAUAAGAAAAGCCGGCAAGCACCUGCAAACCCACUUUUUGACGGCCAAGGUGAUCGUGAUCCCUAAUGCCGUAGAUCUGCGGUUGGAGGUCAUCAAGAACGUUACCCAGAACCCUGUGACACUCUUCACUGUACUUUUCAUUAUGCUCAUGUACCUAAUUCUAGCUUUCUGGGCCUUGCAUCGGGAUGGAAUGGAUCGGUUUCUUCGGCAUCAAGUGAUAAUUAUACUCGAUAAUGAUCCUUAUGAUAAGGUAUGUUACCUCAUCACUAUUUUUACGGGAAGCCGUUGUAGGUCUGGGACCAGGGCCAAUGUCUUCAUCCAACUUAAGGGAACCGAAGGUGACAGCGAUGUGCAUUGUUUGAGCCAUCCAUAUUUUACAACCCUCCGCCGGGGAAACAUCAACUCUUUCCUCCUAACCACGAAAAGUGACCUGGGAGACAUCCAUUCCAUUCGUGUGUGGCACAACAAUGAGGGCAGAGCUCCCAGUUGGUAUCUGAGCAGAAUCAAAGUGGAAAACGUGUUCAGCAGACAAAUCUGGCUGUUCAUGUGCCGAAGAUGGUUUUCUAUUGACACCUCUUUGGACAGAACAUUUCCUGUGACCCACCCAGACCAGCCUCUGAACAAAAUGGACUUUUUCCUGAUAGAUUCGAUAUACAAGCUGGGGAGAAAUCACACGUGGUUCUCUAUUUUCUCUAGUGUCGUGGCCAGGCCAUUCAAUAGGCUGCAGAGACUGUCCUGCUGUUUGGCGAUGCUCAUGGCGUCCCUUCUGUGCAAUAUCAUGUUCUUUAAUCUCAAUCCAGAAGAUGAAACGGAGCCGGAGGAGAGAAGGUACAUCAGGUCAAUGAUGAUAGGCCUGGAAAGUGUCUUAAUUACAAUCCCGGUGCAACUAUUGGUCGAUUUUCUGUUCACCUACUCCCAGAGGGAACCUCGUGUGGCUCUAGAAGAGUCAGCUCCCCGGAAGAAUUCUUUGGUGCCAACGAGCGAACACUGGGAGGAAUAUCUGGAAAAGUGGCAUGCUCUGGAAAUGGUGGACGCACAGACCAAGGUGGCUUUGAAGCUGCCACCCGGGAAAAGCGCCAGACCUCAGGAGGCUUCGGCCAAGGACCCCCCCGUGGCACUGCACCCGCAUAAGAAAGGACAGAGCAAGGUCUCAGGCCCCCAGAAGAAAAAAACCAAAGCCAGUAACCAGAACGCAAAAGACAAUAAAAAUCAAAAUGCCCAACCUGUCACUAUGACAGAGCCGUCUCUGAUAGUGAGCCAUCACCUCGAAAUUGACAAGAAGUGCAGGGUCAAUCUGCCUUGGUAUUGCGUGUACCUAGCGUGGGUCCUGAUUUUCAUCACGUCCAGCAUAGCUUCCUUCUUCAUUGUGUUUUAUGGGCUGACCUAUGGCUAUGAUAAGUCGAUAGAAUGGCUCUUUGCAUCGUUCUGUUCCUUCUGUCUGUCCGUCUUUCUGGUGCAGCCGUCUAAAAUCGUAUUCUUGUCAGCCCUCAGAGGAAAUUGGCGCAAGUACUGUAAAAAUCUCUCGUGGACAAGCGGGUACUGCUACACCGAGAUCAAGCUGCACAGCAGGAGCUUCAGCCCCGAAGAACUGGAGAAGCGACACGAGCAGAUCCUGCAGCUCCGAAACUCCAGGAUGUACCAGCCUCUGACCGAAGACGAAAUCAGAAUAUUCCAAAGAAAGAAGAGAAUCAAGAGGAGGGCGUUCCUGUUUCUGAGUUACAUCCUGACUCACUUCAUCUUUCUCGCCCUCCUGCUGAGUCUCCUUGCCCUCCUGCGCCACACAGACAGCUUCUACUAUAACCAGUUCAUUCGCGAUCAGUUCUCCGUGGAUCUCAGCUCGGUGACCAAGCUGGCAGACAUCUACAGGUGGCUGAACAGCGUGCUGGUGCCUCUGUUCCACAACGAACAGGAUCCAACAUAUCUACCCGAUAGCUCCUCUAAAAUCCUGGGUCUCCCCCUGCUGAGGCAGGUGAGGGCAAAACCUGGUGACAAACUCUGCCCGCCUGCCAAAAGCUUUGCGCACACUGGCAUGGAGCAAGAGAUCCGCUGUCAUCCCAGCUAUGGCACCGACCUGGAAGACACGAGAAACUACACUGACCUUUGGAAUACAGUGACUAAGAGGGCAGUGGACAAGAAUACCAACGGGUUUACCUACAAGCCCCCAGAGAAGGUGUGGGCAUAUUUCUCCCAUGGACUCUUACACACCUAUGGGUCCGGAGGCUACGCCUUCUAUUUUUUCCCCAAGCAGCAGCAGUUUAAUUCCACGGUGAGGCUCAGGAACCUGCAGAGCAGCAACUGGCUUGACGAGAAGACAUGGGCCGUGCUUCUGGAGCUGACCACCUUCAACCCAGACAUCAGCCUGUUCUGUAGCAUUUCGGUCAUUUUCGAGGUGUCUCAGUUAGGAGUUGUAAACACAAGCAUAUCCGUGCACUCCUUUUCGCUUGCUGACUUCAACAGGGAAACUUCAGCCGAAAUCUACUUGUAUGUGGCCAUUCUCAUCUUUUUUUUAGCCUACGUUUUCGACGAGGUCUACGUCAUCUUGCAAGAAAGGGCCUCCUACGUGAGAAGCGUGUACAAUCUGCUCAACUUUGCUUUAAAAUGCAUAUUUACCGUGCUCAUCGUGCUUUUCUUCCAGAAGAACUUCUUGGCCACUGGCAUAAUCCGGUCUUACUUGUCGAACCCUGACGAUUUCAUUCCCUUUCAUUCGGUUUCUCAAGUAGAUCACGUCAUGAGGAUCAUUUUGGGUUUCCUGUUAUUUCUGACCAUCUUGAAGACCCUCAGGUAUUCCAGAUUCUUUUACGAUGUGCGCUUGGCCCAGAGGGCCAUUCAGACUGCCCUUCCUGGCAUUUGCCACAUGGCGCUUGUGGUGUCCGUGUACUGCUUCGUGUACAUGGCCUUUGGCUACCUGGUGUUCGGUCAACACGAGUGGAACUACAGCAACUUGGUUCACGCCACACAGACAAUAUUUUCCUAUUGCGUCUCAGCAUUUCAGAACACGGAAUUCUCCAACAACAGGGUUCUGGGGGUCCUGUUCCUCUCAUCUUUCAUGCUGGUGAUGAUCUGCAUACUGAUCAACUUAUUUCAGGCAGUGAUUUUGUCUGCCUAUGAGGAAAUGAAGCAGCCCGUGUAUGAGGAACCGUCAGACGAAGCGGAAGCCAUGACCUAUCUGUGUCGCAAGCUGAGAGCUAUAUUUAGGUUUCUGACCUUCCAACCUAAGGACGAAGAUGAACCAGAGUUCUUUGUUGACAUGCUGUAUGGACAGCCAGAGAAGAACAGCCGCCGGUAUCUGGGGCUGAAGACCAGAAACAUUAAUGGGAAGAAAAUGGUUUAUCUUGUUGUGUGAUGAGUGACAGGGUUGAGAACCAAGGGCAAGAGUUCCCCCAGAUGCUCAUUCUGUGGGUAUAGGUAAUGUUCAGUGGCUCAGUGGUGCUCUCUACCCAUGCCCUUCAAAAUGCACACCCCUACUUUUGGAAGUGUCUCCACUUUUGGCCUCUGCUCUUGAGUGUUGGAAUGUAGGGCAGUUCUGCGACAUGGGAGCCAGGGGCUAAUUCCUCCUCUAUAGGGGAAUUAGGUGUCUUGGGAGCCCAUAGCAGGUUAGAGUAUUAGAGACCCAGAGCUGAGAGAGAGAGAGAACUCAAGCCCCCCCUCCCCCGCCCCCCGCCGCCUCCACCUUACCAGGGCAAAGCAUUCUCCCUGGGACUGAGAGCCAAGAGCUUGUGGCUCAUCAGCCCCUCUAGGAGUUCCUUUUCCAGAUCUGGAGCACCCUUCCCAGCACUGCCCCCACCAGGCCUCCCCUCUUCCACACCCCCAACACAAUCCAGCUGGGCCAGGCCUGGAGGGACCUUGUGGGGAAUUCCGAGAUUUGUGCUCCUGCUUUUGAAUUCAAGGAUGGGCGCUGAGGGUCAGCAGCUUCCCAUCUACUCCUUAGGGCUAUUGCAAGUUAAAGGUGUAAAAUUUAAUAACAUAUUCCAGUCAUUAGACAUGAAUUUUGUUAAACAACAAAAAAACAUGUGUGGGGUGGGGGGGGAAGGAGUGGGUUCAUGUUGAAAGAUAGUAAACGUUCUAUAUGUUGACUAAAACAGUAUAUCCAUCCAGGACUUGGGCUUUGGGUUAUUAACAGCAUGGUGGAUUAUUUCCGAAUAAUACAGAAAAUGUGUUUUUUUGUUUGUUUGUUUGUUUAAGAGAAAUAUGGGCUCAUAAUUCUUAUUGUUCUGCCCAGAAGCAUGUUCAUUUAUGUAGAUGCCACUUUAAACUUUAUCAGAAUUAAAUGUGAGAUUUCUUCUGUGA
Messenger RNA from Canis lupus familiaris (dog), 7877 nucleotides. It is a transcript of the gene PKDREJ, whose product is annotated as polycystin family receptor for egg jelly. NCBI's taxonomy places the organism in Eukaryota, Metazoa, Chordata, Mammalia, Carnivora, Canidae. The transcript is spliced from 2 exons. Gene Ontology annotation, molecular function: calcium ion binding; calcium channel activity; protein binding. The coding region runs from base 1 to 6933 and encodes 2310 amino acids. Gene Ontology annotation, cellular component: membrane. Gene Ontology annotation, biological process: detection of mechanical stimulus. The record is from RefSeq and is a predicted model, not a curated record.